GAAUUGACCGAGGGAGGGUGCGCGUGCCGGCUUGUGUUUUUUUUCAGGUCACGCUGCGAUCACGUGAUAGGAAGUAGUGUCCUGUCCGAAGUGGCGGUUACUUCCGUCUAUUUCUCUCCCUGCCCCCCAUCCCUUGUUCCUGUUGCUGAGGGGAGGCUGAGGCCUUUGGGCAGGCAGUGGCCCAUCAGCCCCCCUGCAACCCCCACUGCAGAUGAGCCAUUGAGAGAGUCACGGAUGACACGUCUGCACGCCGAGAGCCAACCCUUUCACCCUCCUGCCUGAGGAUGAGCAAGCUGUGGGGCUUGCAGAACGGUGACCUGGAGCAGAGUCUUCCCGCCAUUGCAUCCUCUCUUUCCCACAGCCUCUCCCCGCACCACUUCUUCUCUCCCGAGAGGAGGCGAGCCAUUUCUGACGUGCGUCGGACCUUCUGCCUCUUUGUGACCUUCGAUCUUCUCUUCGUCUCGCUCCUCUGGAUAAUUGAACUGAACGCAACCAAAAGCAUCCAGGAGAGUCUGAAGUAUGAAAUCAUCGAGUACAACUUUAAAACGUCCUUUUUUGACAUAUUUCUCUUGGCUUUCUUCCGGUUUUCGGUGCUGCUCCUGGGAUAUGCUGUCCUCAAGCUCCGCCACUGGUGGGUCAUUGCGAUCACUACAUUGGUGUCCAGUGCCUUCCUGAUUGUGAAAGUUAUCCUUUCGGAUCUGCUGAACAAAGGGGCUUUUGGCUAUCUGCUGCCCAUCAUUUCCUUUGUCCUUGCCUGGCUGGAAACGUGGUUUCUGGAUUUUAAAGUCUUGCCCCAAGAGGCUGAGGAAGAGCAAUGGUACCUGGCAGCUCAAGCUGCUGUGGCCCGAGGACCCCGCCUUUAUUCAGGGGCGCUUUCAGAUGGCCAGUUCUACUCCCCUCCAGAAUCCGUUGCAGGAUCAGAUGACUCGGAUGAUGAACUUUUGGGAAAGAGGACAUUAACCGACCAGGAAAGAGAAUACAUACAACAAGGCAAAGCAGCAAUGGAGGUGGUCGACCAGAUCUUAGCCCAAGAGGAGAACUGGACAUUUGAGAGAUGCAGUGAGUUUGGCGACACAGUUCACUCUCUGGAAAUGCCGUAUUACGGCAAGGUGUUUAUCCUGAAGGCAAUUCUACAGUGUCCUGCCGAGAUAGUUUACCAGGAGAUGAUUCUUCAGCCGGAGAAGAUGGUCCUGUGGAAUAAAACCUUGUUAGCAUGCCAGAUCUUGCAACGGAUUGAUGACAACACAACUGUAUCCUACGAUGUGGCAGCUGGUGCUGCUGCUGGCGUUGUGUCACCCAGGGACUUCAUAAAUGUGCGUCGGAUUGAGAGGAGGAGAGACCGGUACAUUUCAUCAGGGAUGGCAACAGUUCACAGCGCACGUCCCCCUACUUCCAAAUAUGUCAGAGCGGAAAAUGGUCCAGGUGGUUUCGUUGCUCUGAAAUGUCCCACUAAUCCGAACCUCUGUACCUUGUUCUGGAUACUCAAUACAGACCUCAAGGGCCGGCUUCCCCGCUACCUCAUCAACCAAAGCUUGAGCGCCACCAUGACGGAAUUUGUUUUCCACCUGCGCAAACGUGUUAUGGAGGUCAUGGCGAGGUCUUAGGUUCUUGGAACUCCUUGCUCUGAUGUUGCCUUUUGAGCGUGCUCAAACCCAACAAGGUCCAAAGAACUGGAGUAUCUUUCUUCUUCUUCUUCUUCUUCUUCUUCUCCUCUCUUCCUGCCAGAGAACAAAGACAAAAUCUCUCAGCUGACGUUCUGGAUCAGGCUGAAGAGCCUCUCCUUGUGUCUUCAGGUUGUCAGCCAGGUAAAGGGCUGAAGGUGAUGACCAAAUGGCAAGAGGGAGGUCGAGACAAAGUAGGUGGUCCGUGCCCAAGCUAGUUGGUGAGAAGCACCAAGGUGGUUUCUUCAAGCCUUUCACCGAUGAUCAAAGUUAACAUUGCUACUAGAACUUGAGCCAUGUAUGGAUUCCGAUGUGCCAAAUUCCUUCAUGAUCAUGCUUCCAGAAUCUGCUAAGUGCUUACCUGUAUAGCCCCCUUCCUUUCUCCCUGGGUGUAAUCAUGAUUUGUGCGUCCAUGAACUUAUCCAGUUGCCUUCCAUGGCGGAACAGAAGUGCACCACCAGAUAACCUGCACACACAGUCGCACGGCUGAAGUGCAGCAGGUUAAGCCAGAAAGUGUCCCAGGCACUGCUACUGGUCGUCCACCUUUCGGCAUAGCUGUGACGGCGUCACCAGGUUUUACUGCCCGAAUGUUUGGAUGAAAUUUGCCUAUUGUAUGCUUGGUAAUGGCCAGAGAGAACGAAAUCUCCUGCCCCCUGUCAAGUACCUGGUCUUCAGCGGUGCACCAAAACUGACACCUUGGCUUGAAAGCAUUGCUGUUCCCAGUUCCGUGUUGCUUUAUUUUCCAGUUUCUCCUCCUACCCAUGAGUAGCAAAGACUCUAAAAUAAGCUUCCGUAGACUAAACUGACCCAGUGGUUGGUUGGUGGUUCCUGGGUUUGAUUGUGGCCUCAUCAUUCUGGAGUAGGCUUCAAAUGUUAGUAAUGGAGGCCAAGAUCUAUAAUCGGUUCUAUUGACUUGUUAAUAUAGAGAGAGGCCAGAGCCCUUAUCUGCCACUCCAGUGUGUGUGUGUGUGUGUGUGUGUGUGUGUGUAGUAGUAGUAGUAGAGGAGCAUCCUUGGAAACGUCCUGCCUGGUGCCUAUCGGAGCUAAGCAUUGAAAGCAGCCUGUUGUUUCAUGAAGCAUGAGCUGGGUUUGCCAUAGAAGUGAGACUAGUAUAGACCUAUCACCAGAGCAGAUGUUUAUAUUAACCUCCUUCCUUCGCUCCCCAAAGUCCUUAAGUUGCCUUCCUCUGCUCUCCUGCAUUCACUGUUGAUAACCAGUAUUCUCCAGGUGAAAAACUACGUGGCUCAUGAAUCAAUCUUCAGAGCCUUGAGUUCUGUGUCUCUCUCCCCAUACCCCGCCUUGUUUGGGUGUAGAAAGCUGGAGAUGUGGUGGACAUAACAUCUACAGGCCUUUUGGUCUGCCAUUGACUGAAUUUGCCUUGAGUGGAAUCGACAUUUCUAAUCCCUUCAGAAGAUCAGCUUUGUGACACAGGAGGGUGGGGCAGAAGUGAAAUGCCUUUGCUUCAACAUAAUAAGUGCAAUAAUCCUGGCACAGAGCUAACACGCAACUUACCAGAAGUGUCCAAAGUUCUUGGCCUCAAAUGUCAACUGUUGUCCAAAGCCAUUUGGGUUAAACCGCACUGACUCCUGUGAUUCUCCACUUCAGCGGGACAACUUUCAGCAGAAGUAGUAUGGGGGAUUGCACAGAGAUUGCAGCCUUAAGGUAGAUAUUUUGUGUUCUCUCCCAUCCCACUGCAAUCUGGCUUGUAUGUGUGGGAGAUGACUUCUCAAGCAAUUCCUGCACUUUUAAAGGCUCUUGAAUCAGAAUUAGUCUUGUAGCGAGAGUCACGCAUGGCUGCUUGCUCGCUCAGUGCAUUUUAAGACCCCAAGGCAGGACUUGAGGUCAAAAGGUUGAAAUGAAAGCAAAUAAAUAUAUUCUGCACUGGAUUUAUUGGGGGAGUAAACUGCACACCUGGCUUACACAACAACGGGGCAACUAGCAUGUGUGCCAGACCUGUUCUUGCAGGCGUAUUUUCAGCAGUUGAGCCCCCCCCCCCAUACUUUUGUAUACUGGUUUCUCCCCUUUGCCUUGCCUCUGUUUGUGUGUUUUGUGCAGUGGGUGGAACUUGUAGGAAGUCCUGUCCCCUCCAUCUGAUACCUUUGUCGGAAUAGGGAGGCUUGUAAGAAGCUUUUCCUAUUGCGGGGUGGGAUGAGUUUCCAGACACCACGAUAGGCUUCCAGGGAUGAAAAAGAGGCUCGCCAUCCAGGGAAGUUGUCCGAAGUGACUUGCUUUACAAUAUUUCUGCAUUUUUUGCCAGCAUCGGAGAUUUGCCCGAGUUCCCGUUUCUAAGAAUCGGCUAUUAAUCUUAUUAAAGCGCCUUGGGUUGUUCGUAAGCAUUUCAAAUGGACUGUGAAAAGGGAGGCUUACAGACUUCGUGAAUCUAAUGCACAGAAACUGUUUUCUUUUAUGUGUGCAUGGGGAGUGGACCUGCACACCUCAUUUAAAAAGCCACUUGAAUAACACAUAUGCCUUUUGCAUUGAUUCUUUGUUACUUGAUCUAAUAAAAUCUAGUGACAACUUU
Messenger RNA from Podarcis muralis (Common wall lizard), 4182 nucleotides. RefSeq names its product StAR related lipid transfer domain containing 3 (gene STARD3). NCBI's taxonomy places the organism in Eukaryota, Metazoa, Chordata, Lepidosauria, Squamata, Lacertidae. The record is from RefSeq and is a predicted model, not a curated record. Gene Ontology annotation, molecular function: cholesterol binding. Gene Ontology annotation, biological process: cholesterol transport. Gene Ontology annotation, cellular component: late endosome membrane; endoplasmic reticulum membrane; endoplasmic reticulum-endosome membrane contact site.